Messenger RNA from Danaus chrysippus (African queen), 540 nucleotides. The record is from the annotation of a GenBank genome assembly. NCBI's taxonomy places the organism in Eukaryota, Metazoa, Arthropoda, Insecta, Lepidoptera, Nymphalidae.
AUGACGCGCACAACUACAGCAAACUCAUCCGUCAUCGAGAGAUUCAGCGGCACCACGAGCACAACGACCAGCACAAACAAUGUCCUAGCAGCACCGAAAUCAUCAAACGGCAAUAAACGACCGGCCAUCAUCAUUUAUCCCACUGUAACCCCAGAGUCUAUUGUUGUGCCAAUUGUGUCCUGCAUUUUCGGCUUCCCACUUCUGGCUUUGACGGUUAUUUGCUGUUUGCGGCGUAGAGCUAAAUUAGCCAGAGAGCGCGCAAGGAGACGCAAUUGCGAACUUGAUCGUGGAGAGCUUUCUGUUGUUCGCUUAUCACCAGUGAAGAACAGACCUCGUGCUGUCAGCUUGGUGAGGUCACCGCGACCUCCUCCCACCUUGGAGCUAGAUACAGUAUUGGAAGAACGCUCUGACCCUGAACAAACGACGCUAUCACAGGUAGACAUAACUCCAGACCGUGAAGUUGGUACGAUUCUAUUCAGCGCCAUAGGAGCCGUUGGUAGCGCGGCGGUAUCUGCGGCGGCUUGUGCUAGAGACAGCUAG